CCCCAUCGUAAACAAUGAAACAUUCCAACCUUAACAAGACGUGGAGCUUGGGAAAUUUUACAAAUAUGCCUCAAAUAUCACUCACAUCGAUGCAACUGUUCAUCAUUUUUCUAAUAUGCAUAUUGUUUGGUACAUCACUCAGCAAGAAAAAUCAAAAGAACUUGGAAAUAAUUGUCCAGCAUGAACCUGCUGUUUGUACAGGGAAGGCAGCAAAUGGGGACAAGGUGUUUGUACAUUAUACGGGUGUUCUGGAGGCCACUGGUGCUGUGUUUGACUCCUCUAAACAGCAGGGAAGGGAACCCAUUUCAUUCACAUUAGGAAAAAAUAUGGUAAUACAAGGUUGGGAACAAGGUAUUGUUGGAAUGUGUGUAGGGGAAAAAAGAAAAUUAAUCAUUGGUCCAGAGUUGGCGUACGGUAAACAGGGGCGGCCACCUAUGAUACCGGGUGAUUCCACUUUAGUGUUUGACACGGAGCUAAUCAACGUGGAAAAAAAGCCAAUGGGCGAAGGAUUCUUCAAUUUUAUGAAGGUCAUGUUCAUUCCAUUGACGGCAGGAUUCAUCGUUUAUCAUCUUUAUAGGAAAUACUCGCUCGCUCCAUCAAAAAAAGAAUUGAAAGAGGAGAAAAAGAAGGGGAAGAAGAAGCAUUGAGUUACCAUGGUUACCUCGGUAUAUCAAAAAUGAAUUUUAAGGGAGGUUAUAAUUUCAUCCACCCCAGUAAUUGAACAACUCAUUUCUUCAACUUUUGAAAAAUACAUUGAAGGAUUUUAAAAAAAUCUUAAAGCAUGAAGGUUUGCCCUUUGCUUAUUUUCUCUACAGUCUCAAAAAUGAGUCAAGAAUAAAAAAAGACUCAUCUUUAUGUAAUUCUUCAUGAAAUAUAUGAACAAGACUUACUCCACUUUACCUUACAUUCACAUGUCUUGAGAUACACGCUCUUAUUGUCACAUCAUUUGGCUUCAGAAAUAUCCGAAUGAAAUUAUUAUCACUGUGAGAUUCAUUUUCAUUUUCUACUCUCAACCAUUGUCUGUGAUUGUAUGAUGUUACAAACACUUUUAUUUGCCAACAUAUGAUUCUAAUGCAGUUCCAAGGCUAAACCUAAACGGCAGUUUUUUUCAAAAUGGCAGACUUUGAUUCAUCUUGUUUUUGAACCAAAAUCCAUUUUAACCUGUGCAAGUUAUGAGCCCAUCAGUUCAGGUCAGCUCUCAAUGUAUUUAUAAAACCAUUAUAGUAACUAUAGGUGAAGUUCCAUUGUUUUGUGUACUGUUCUGUCAAUUUUGACGAAUUUCACAAUAAAAUUUUAUGAAGAUUA
This is a messenger RNA of Lineus longissimus, 1305 nucleotides long. RefSeq names its product FK506-binding protein 2-like. Gene Ontology annotation, biological process: protein peptidyl-prolyl isomerization. Gene Ontology annotation, molecular function: peptidyl-prolyl cis-trans isomerase activity. Gene Ontology annotation, cellular component: endoplasmic reticulum. The record is from RefSeq and is a predicted model, not a curated record. Lineage: Eukaryota; Metazoa; Nemertea; Pilidiophora; Heteronemertea; Lineidae. The transcript has 6 exons. The coding region runs from base 15 to 647 and encodes 210 amino acids.